GGGAGUAUAUGGUCGAUGAACAAACUUCGAUUUAUUGGCAUCAUCAGGCGUCCGCCGUUUGAUAUGUCGUCAAGUGCGCCAGUGACGGUGUUGGUUUACGGCUGCGCGUAAACCCGAUAACACCACAUCCUUGAUGAGAAGGACCGAGGGCGCGUUGAAACUCUGCGGGCUGCAAGGAAAUCUUAUGCACAUGAAAAUAAACAUAAUUAGGACCGAGGUAGUAUUUCUCUUUAGCUCAGUAUAUUGGAAUGAAACGGAUUCACUCAAAGAAGCUGAGCCCCAACACUCCAGCUGCAGCUCUUUCCUCCUGUGUCUCUGCGUUAUUGAUUCCCAGAGGCGUCGGCUGCUGCUGCUGCUCUUCGCCAAUGGGCUCCUGAGACACUGUUUUCAAAAGGAUGGGAGCAGAUGAAGGGACGAGAUGCAUGUAACUUUUGGAUGACCCCUUCCUCACAAAGACAGUGUCCAUCAAUUGUCCCCAGUCAUUAUUCGCUGCUUUUAUGCCAAGGGGCUUUUUGUAUCUUUUGUUGGUUUCUCUGUUGAACACCGUGACGUCAAGUUGGACUUUAAACUCGGUCGUUUUAUCUCGGAGUGCUUAUAACAACUUUAUCCAAACAUAAACUUUACUUUCGAUUUACAUUCACGAUUUAAAAGUUCAAUACAAACAACGCGCCUGGUUUUAUCCGCUUUCCGCCUUUUCAGCGCGACUUUGUAUUUUUUCAAACGCGCGCACUCGUGUUUUCAGCUCAAUAUUUGUUUGUUUUUUUUCCACCAGGUGGUCGUUUUGCUGUGUCUUUGGAUAAAAUUGCUCUUAGUUGUAUGUUUACCCGUUUUUUGGACCAGCAUCACCUCUAUUGGCCGAUCUGGUCACAUGGUUCGCUAACUUUAUUCAGUUGACACAAAGUAGGAGGGCUUUAUGGAGGGAGGAAAAAAAGACAACUCGAGAAAAAUUAGUAUUUUCUACCUUCAGAAAUUAAUGGCCAUGAGUUCGUAUAUGGUGAACUCUAAGUAUGUGGAUCCCAAAUUUCCUCCCUGCGAGGAAUAUUCGCAAAAUAACUAUAUACCUGAGCAGGGCUCGGACUACUACAGUCCAUCGCAGGACACAGACUUUCAGCAUCCAGGGAUCUACCCACGGUCAAACUACACGGAGCAGCCCUUCGGCUGCAACACUGUGCAGGACUCCACAGUGCAGCCACGGGGUCAUGUGCACGAACGAUCCAGCCACGCGAGCCCUUUUAGCGCAGUGACUGAGCAGGGGCCCCCGGUCCAAGUGGCCGGACCCCGGACUUGUGGACAGCAGCAAAACACAAAGAGCCAAAAUGGGAUUCAAGCCAAGCAGCCUGCAGUAGUUUACCCCUGGAUGAAGAAAGUCCAUGUAACUACCGUGAACCCUGAUUACACAGGAUCCGAGCCCAAGCGGUCCAGAACAGCUUACACCCGGCAGCAGGUUCUGGAGCUUGAAAAGGAGUUUCAUUUUAACAGGUACCUGACCAGGCGGCGGCGGAUUGAGAUUGCACACACUCUUUGUCUGUCCGAAAGGCAGAUCAAAAUCUGGUUUCAAAAUAGACGGAUGAAAUGGAAGAAAGACCACAAACUACCCAACACCAAGGGCAGAUCUGCACCAGCCUCCAGCCAUCUGCAAAGCAUUCAGAAGGAUAACCAGACUGAUAUCACAGCAUUGUAAGCCGGGAAUGAUCAUAGCUUCCAAAAUUGCCUGUACAUACGAAAAGACAAAGGUUGCAUCUGACUGUUGCAUGGACUGAUGUCGUUUUUAGAUUUUUUUUUUUAUUUAACUAAAAUUACCCCAGCAGUGUUGACUCCACAUUGAGUCCUUUUAUCUGAGAUGGUUGGAAAGUUGAGCCUUUUCUUUGUUUAAUUUCCUCAAAAAGACACAAAAAAGCAAAAACAAACUUCUCCCCAUCGCUCCCUCUCUUUUUUUUGGCCCCUUUUUUUCAACCCUGAGGACAUUUAAUGAACAACCUCGGCUGAAUUCAUGGAUUUAAACAAAGUGCCACUGCUCUUCUCACGUGGAUUCACUCUGCUUUAAAGCUUUAGAAUGUCUUUAUUCAGAACACAGAAGCCCCCUCGUUCAAAAUUACGCACACGCACAAAUUAUUUUAGGCUUUCACUUAUUGAAAUUUACUAUAAAACGCACAAAUGUGUAUUAAAUACUUGAAACAAGGGUAAUUUGUACGGAGCUCGCCAAACAUACUUUCGUAAAUUGUAAAAUCCCGCAGAUUUAUUUUUCAGUUCCACGUUUCGUUGUGACUUGUAUGUUUUUAACUUAUUUUGUACAAUAAAGCUUUGAAAUCGUCUUAGCCUAAAUAUUAUUCCCAAAAGCAAGACAUUCCUGUGUGCACACUAUUCCGAGUGCCAUUAUAAAUCUCUCCUGACAUCUUUGUAAACAGUGUACAUUUUCAGAGGCUCUCUCGUGCCAUUUGAAACUCUUCUAUGAACGAUCAGUUGUUCCUGCAUGGCAUCAAAUUGAUACUGGAUGUUUCUAAUCGGAAAUAAUCAAAUCCGGAAUAUUUAGGAAUAUAGAUGUUUACUUUUCUUCGUUUUUUUGAUAUUAUUUAUUUGCUUAAAACGUGUAAAUUUUCCGUAUAGCACACAUACAGUUUUAAUUAUUCGUUAAGCUUUUAUAUUCUAAAGAUAUUUUUUCAACGAUUGUGCGUCAUUCGCAUGGCUUUAAGCGAUGUUUAAGGCUUAUUGUGGGAAUCUCAUCGUUUUUUUUUUUUCCAUUUUAAACCGAGGAGGGCUUUCACGUCACGUUUCAAGACAGAUAUUUCUUGUUUUAUACCGUCAUUGUCUUCAGACAAAAAGCCCAGAAGCUCUCCCAGUACGUGGAGGUUUUCUCUCCGAAGCCUCCACGAUGAAAAGGUAUUUUCAGCCGAAGGUCGACAAAGCAGCAGUGGCAGGUUCAUCCAGGGGACACAUUUCAGCCGCAAGGACUGACCCCAACACCCCUGACCCGCCGGACAGGCAGCUUUUUCUCUCCCAGGCGCUCUUCGCUUUAGUUUUAGUUUGGGGAGCUUUUUUCCACACAAAGCGUUCAAAGUAAGACUCUGUGCUUGAAUGUCAGCCUUCUACGCGUUUUUAUCAGUAUUUAUGCCAGACGCAGCCCCCAAAUGCUUCCGAGUUGUGUAUUUGCCUCAUGUCAAUAUGCAAUUUUUUGGUUUUAUUUUUGUACAUGAUUUCUACCUUGUAUUGUGCAUUGAGAUGUGAGAAGUAUAUUGGAAAAAUAAAGAUUUCUACUGAUUAUGCAUUUAAAUGACAAA
This is a messenger RNA of Betta splendens (Siamese fighting fish), 3275 nucleotides long. RefSeq names its product homeobox D4a (gene hoxd4a). Gene Ontology annotation, biological process: regulation of transcription by RNA polymerase II; embryonic skeletal system morphogenesis; anterior/posterior pattern specification. NCBI's taxonomy places the organism in Eukaryota, Metazoa, Chordata, Actinopteri, Anabantiformes, Osphronemidae. Gene Ontology annotation, molecular function: RNA polymerase II cis-regulatory region sequence-specific DNA binding; DNA-binding transcription factor activity, RNA polymerase II-specific. The record is from RefSeq and is a predicted model, not a curated record. The coding region runs from base 914 to 1681 and encodes 255 amino acids. Gene Ontology annotation, cellular component: nucleus. The transcript has 2 exons.